Laccaria bicolor S238N-H82 is the source of this 2001-nucleotide messenger RNA. RefSeq lists its product as uncharacterized. The record is from RefSeq and is a predicted model, not a curated record. Lineage: Eukaryota; Fungi; Basidiomycota; Agaricomycetes; Agaricales; Hydnangiaceae. The transcript is spliced from 6 exons. Bases 1 to 2001 code for a protein of 666 amino acids.
AUGAAGUUCAUUUUAACCGUCGUGCUCCUCCUCCUCGCCCCACUUGCCCCACUCACAGUCUCUGCCGACGGAGACGCCACUAGCGAACAGUGCAGCGAUUGCACUACCACAACGCCACAGUGUCCCCCUGGAUGGAGCUCAAGUCUAUCGUUCCCGAACAACCAGCCACCUGGCGCACACGCUGUUGUCAACGUUGAUUAUUACCGCAGCAUCAAAGGAAAGGUGGUUGGGUACAAGCUCCAGAGUCCAAACCGUGACUCUGAUCAAGCACAAGACGAUUCGCUGACGAUAAUCCCUCACCGCAAGUUCUUCUUCCUUCUCCAGGAAAAUGCCCAUACCUCGCACAGUGUGCAGGCUGCUUUUAUCUGUCAAGGGCGUUCUUCCAUUCGCUCUCCACCUCUUCCUGAUUAUCUUUUCCUUUAUUGCGGUUCUAUUCCUUAUCGACCCGCAAGCGCAACGCGCGCAGCAGCUGCGUGGUGGGCUGGCAAACUUCUCUGGCGCUGUGCUUUCAUGUUUAUGGAGAAAAGUGAAAUCACCUUGGCUGGUUUUUCAAAGGUCAUCUCAGGUGGAAUAACGGCGAUGCUAUCACCCAGUCAUGUUUCGAGCCGAAGGAACUGGUUGCUCGUAUACGCCAUCAUUUUUAUCUGUUUUGUGAUGGAUUAUUUCUCUGCCAUCUUGACGGGAUCCAUUACGUGGAAACCUGCGUUUACUUUGGUAGACGGGGUCGUGCCACUUACGAAUCUCACAGAGGGGAUUCCUGGGUUGGAUAUUUCGUUUUAUCGGAAUCAACAACUGUUAGCUUUACAAGUCAUCGAACUUGCGGCUUCUUUGGCCGUGGUUUCGUGGGGGGUCACCAAUACGAAUUCAUCAAAUCUCCCACUGCCAUCCAACCUCACCCGACGCGCUAUCGUACAAGCAGCAAACUUGCACCUUCCGCCCAACUCUACACUAGAGACGAUUCUACUUCCUUACUUCACGGUGGAAAACUUUGAAUACAUCACAGAUCCCGCAUCGACUCUUUCGUCGCAACAGUGGUCCUUGCUCAAUGAUUCUAGCCCUUACAAUCCUUACCUUCUGGGGGAGGGAUUCGCCGCGCUUUUUCCCGACGGUAGCUGGGGCCCAGGUUCUAGUACCACCUUACCGUCUCCCGUAAAUAUUACAGAAUCCCGACUUCUUGGCAUCCAAGUCGAGACCCCUUUCGUCCCAGGUUGUACUCCUCUUGCCAAUUCCAUGGUGCCACAGAAUAUCACUCCCUAUCUCACUUCCAUCAUCAAUGCCCCCUCUUACUCAUGCUUCAUAUUCGCAAAUAUGACCUAUACAGCAAGCGCCGCGCUCUGCCGAGACUGCGAGAUCGUUUCUCCUACCGUUGUUCAGGGUCAUGUGGGUCGUGUUGAUCCCAUUUCGGAUCCUCUAACCAUUGAGGCCUUGGCGAUAACACCCUCAGUCGGGACACGCAUACUUUUCAGCAUCUAUGCCGAUCCUGUUCCCGGCGACUCUUCUACCUACCAAGACAUUGCCAUUGAGUUUGUUUCGCGAUCAUAUCAAUCUGCAUGGUCAUCACUUGCAACCGUACUUGGUGAUGUUGCUCAGCAUAACCAGACAAGUGUCUUGAUCGCCGUCUCCGCUUCUCGCCCUAGUGUCCUUCGAUGGAGGGUGUAUUUCUGGGCUGGUUUGCACCUCGCGGUUCUACUUGGCGGUAUCGCCUUCGUUUAUUUUCAGAGCCGUUUCCACCACCCAUGGAUUUCGCAUCCUAUGACGGCAGCUUUCCUGCUUGACACGACGGGAAUUUUUAAGGAAGGUGGAGCGGCCAACGCGAUGGAUCCAUGGAACCCGGAUGCGAAGUAUCCGCCUGGAAAACUCAAGUUGAAUGAUUAUGACCCUACUCGACCUGGGCAAGCUAGAACUGUGGUAUUGGUGCCAACGGCAAACACACCCCCUUCGAGUCCCAAACUAACUGGCGGGGACUCGGAGUCUGAUGUGCUCCUCACACAAUUCGCGUAA